AUGUGCGGACGUUUUGCUUGUGGACUAGCGCCGGAUGUCGUACGGCGUCUAUCGACUUACACAAAUUCUCAAACACAAGAAACGGUUCUCCCGCCAUUUAUCGACCUCAUGUCAUCGACACAACCGUUCCGGUCAAGUUGGAACAUCUCACCAACGUCAACAUGUCUUUGUUUAAUUUCGGCCAAACAUUUGGAUGAAACCGAAGAUUCAGCAACACGUGUACUUUGUUCAAUGCGUUGGGCAUUGGUGCCACAUUAUCAUAAAGGAAGUUUAGCUGAGUAUAGGCUUAUUUUGAAUAAUUGCCGAGUUGAAACUAUUGAAGAAAAGCCAACGUUCAAAGUGCCAUUUGAAAAUGGUAAACGGUGUGUCAUUCUUGCUGAAGGGUUUUUCGAAUGGAAAAAGAAUGUAGCAAAAACACCGUAUUUUAUCUAUGAAACAGAACCAUUUAUUCAUGAAAAGCAUUAUCCAAACAUAGAUACUGAUCGAAUUCUGGAUGAGAUGAAAAACAAAGAUCCAGAGAAGUUGCCAUUGCUAGCCAUGGCGGGCAUUUUUGAUAUUAAUCGAUAUUGUGAAACCGAUCCAUUGUAUUCAUGUACGAUUUGUACUGUUGAAGCUAGCGAAACAAUGUCUGACGUACACAUUCGAAUGCCGGCUAUUUUAACAACCCAACAAGAAGUUGAUCAGUGGCUUGAUUUUGGUCGAUAUGAUGCGGAAAAGGUUCUUCCAUUACUUGAACCACGUAAUGAUAUUCACAUGUAUCGUGUAUCACCAAGUGUUGGUUCAACAAAGAUGAAUGAUAUGAGCAAUCUUCGGCCAUUAGUCACUAAUGAAAACAACAAAACGACACUAACCAAUCGAAGUACACUCGAUUCAUUUGUAAUUAAACAGGAGCCGGUUAGUCAGUAUCUACCUGAACCAAUUUUAAAAACAGAAACUAUGAAAAAAAGAAAGUCUUCGCCGGCACAACAUGGCCAACGUUCGAUUGAAGAUUACCUAAUCAAAGACACAAAGUCAUCCGCAAAACGAUUUAAAAAAAGUUGUUUUUCAUUUCAAUUCUCGAACUCAGUAUAG
Molecule: messenger RNA, 1071 nt
Organism: Adineta ricciae
Lineage: Eukaryota; Metazoa; Rotifera; Eurotatoria; Adinetida; Adinetidae
Source: the annotation of a GenBank genome assembly